AACUCUGACUGCAUUUCUGCAAUCACCACGACCGUUCGAGAUAGACAGACAACUAACACAUCAACAGAGAAACAAAGAAAGAAAGAGAGAAAAAUAGAGAAAAUAGAGAGAGAGAGAGAGAGUCAUUUAUUAACAACCCCAUAACCCAAAAAUCAGAGACCUAACUCAUUCCCCAAAAUGUACCCAAUGCUUUCGUACCAAAGCUUUCUUUUUUCUCUCACCCAUCUCUAUUAUCACUACCCUCCUCUCUACUACUAUCACAUUCACACCUCUUUUUUUUUCUUCUUCUUCAUCGUUGAUCAUCAUUACUCACUUUUCAUCCAUCUGGGUCUACCUCAUAAUCAAUUUUUUUCUACUCAUCUAUCAUAUAUGUAUAUGUAAUAUAUGUAAUGUGUAAGGGAUUUUGACAGAACUUUUGGGUCUGGACCCGUAAUUAUCUUUAACCACCAAUGUCAGUUACCCACUUAAUUAUUUCCUCUGUCUUCUUCUCUCUCACAAUCUUCCUUCCGUUUCCAUUUCCACCCCCAUUUCUCUCUCCUCUCUCUUCUGUCUCUCUCUACCUAAUACUACUGCUGCUAGUCCAUUAUUGCUACUACUGAUUCAAUUAGUGCUACUUAAUGGUGACUGUGAGACUGAGUAGUACUAUUGAUAUAUGUAUGUAUCUAUUGGGUAGUUCAGUAUAUAUGUAAAUAUGUUGUGUUAGUUGGUGAGUGAGUGAGUGAGUGAGUGAGUGAUGGCUGGUUCUUCUUCUUCUUCUUCUUCGGUGGUGCCGUCGUUGCCGCCGCCGAGGCCCAAGUCGCCGCCGGAGUAUCCGGAUUUGUAUGGGAAGCGUAGGGAGCUUGCUAAGGUUCAGAUAUUGGAGAGAGAGAUUACUUUUCUUGAGGGGGAACUAAAGUUUGUUGGAAACCUUCAACCUGCUUCCCAGUGCUGUAAAGAGGUUGCUGAUUUCAUGGUGGCAAAUUCAGAUCCUUUCAUACCUACAAGUCAAAAGACUCGUAGGUCUUGUCAUUUCUGGAAGUGGCUAUGCGGAGCACCAUGUUUUAACUUCUCAUGGAUUUGCUGUUUUGGGUGCACUCCUCAUCUUGAAAUGCCGCACUGCUGCGAUUGCAAUUUAUGCAACUGCUGUUCAUGUGUUCAUUGUUGUUCAAUACCAAAAUGCGCAUGUUGUUCAAUACCAAAAUGCCGAUGCCGAUGCCGAUGCCGAUGUUCAAUACCAAAAUGCCGAUGUUGUUCUUGGCCACGCUCCCAAUGCUUUGACAAGAUCUCGUGCAGCUUGUGCAACAUCAAAUGUUGCUUUCCACGACGAUGCCCUUCCUGCCCAGAUUGCUCUUGUCGAUGGAGAUGCUCUUGUCCCAAAUGUCCAAAGGACAUGUGGUGAGUAGAGUUGUAAACGAGUUGAGUGGAUUCACUUUGGACUCAUAUGAGUGGUUUGAUCGACUGGUCCAUUCUGAGGCUGAGAGGUGGGGGUGCCUUCAUAAGUUGGAUGGCCUAGCGUUGUUUAUUUGUUGGUCCAAAGUUCUUAGAGGUUCUUCCAUAGGUGAUUUGCACUCUUUUCUUUGUAAUGUUCGAGUAGGGUUGUGAACUGAACCAAGUUACUCGUGUUCCGCUUGUUAAAAGUUUGUUGAUACGCUUGUUUUGACAAAUUUUCAAACUUGUUAAGUUGUUAAGCCAAGCUUGAACAUCCAGAUACUUGGCUCAACUCGAUUACAUAAA
Camellia sinensis is the source of this 1713-nucleotide messenger RNA. It is a transcript of the gene AGG3, whose product is annotated as guanine nucleotide-binding protein subunit gamma. The record is from RefSeq and is a predicted model, not a curated record. NCBI's taxonomy places the organism in Eukaryota, Viridiplantae, Streptophyta, Magnoliopsida, Ericales, Theaceae.